Molecule: messenger RNA, 2492 nt
Organism: Thalassophryne amazonica
Lineage: Eukaryota; Metazoa; Chordata; Actinopteri; Batrachoidiformes; Batrachoididae
Gene: agpat4
Product: 1-acylglycerol-3-phosphate O-acyltransferase 4 (lysophosphatidic acid acyltransferase, delta)
Exons: 9
Coding region: 296-1426 (376 amino acids)
Cellular component (GO): endomembrane system; mitochondrial outer membrane
Molecular function (GO): 1-acylglycerol-3-phosphate O-acyltransferase activity
Source: RefSeq, a predicted model, not a curated record
GAAGCGAAGCUCGCGCUUCUUCGUCUGGUCUCCGGGUGUGGUUAGCUGGUGGGUGUGGCUUCCGCGGGGAAGUUUCGUUCAAACAGUCAAAAACAAAUUAAGGCCCCGCGUUAUGUGAUGCGAGUUGAAGGAAACAACUUAGUAGUUUAUUAUGGGCAAGCAGUAAAUAUUGGUGGGAGUUUAUUUUUCUUCUUUACUUCGAAAGGUUGAAGGUGCACACGAGCCCAAAGGCGGUGACACAGCAAGGUAACAGUGACGUGUGAAUCCAGGUGUGUCCGUUUGCUGAAAGAGAAUUAUGGGGCUUCUGCAGCUGCUGAAAUCCCAGUUCUUGUGCCACCUGAUCAUGUGCUCUGGGUUCCUGGUCAGCGGCCUCAUAAUAAACAUGCUGCAGCUCUGCACCUUACCUGUGUGGCUGCUCCAUAAGCAGCUGGCCCGCAGGAUCAACUGCAGACUGGCCUACUGCAUCACCAGCCAAAUGGUGGCUCUGCUGGAGUGGUGGUCCAGAACAGAAUGUGUUCUCUACACAGACCCAAAGAUGCAUCCACUUUAUGGAAAGGAGAACGCUAUUGUGGUUCUCAACCACAACUUUGAGAUUGAUUUCCUUUGUGGCUGGACUUUCUGUGAGAGAUUUGGAGUUCUUGGGAGUUCAAAGGUGUUGGCUAAGAAGGAGCUGGCCUUUGUACCUGUCAUUGGUUGGAUGUGGUAUUUCCUAGAGAUCGUUUUCUGCAAGAGGAAGUGGGAGGAGGACCGAGUGACUGUAGCCAAGAGUCUGCAGAACCUCCGGGAUUACCCAGAGAACUUCUGGAUGUUGCUUUACUGUGAAGGAACUCGCUUCACGCCAAAGAAGCACCAAAUCAGUAUGCAGGUGGCUGAGAGUAAAGGUUUGCCCAAACUCAAGCAUCAUCUUUUGCCUAGGACAAAAGGAUUCUGGAUCACAGUCCAAAACCUCAGAGGAACUGUUGCAGCUGUGUAUGAUUCCACACUGAACUUCAGAAACAAUGAAGUGCCGACCUUUCUUGGAGUUCUAAAUGGGAAGAAAUAUCAUGCUGAUUUGUAUGUAAGGAGAAUUCCUUUAGAGACGAUCCCAGAUGAUGAGGCAGGCUGCGCUGCUUGGCUUCACAAACUCUACCAGGAAAAGGAUAGCCUUCAGGAGCACUAUGCACAGACCGGACGGUUCCCUUCCCCUGUUGUGGAGACAAUACGCCGGCCUUGGCCCCUGAUCAACUGGCUGUUCUGGUCUUCCUUGUUCCUCUACCCACUUGGCAUUCUUCUUGCCCAAAUGAUCAGCUCUGGAUCACUGAUGACAAUCCUGGUUUCAGUGGCUCUCUGCACUACAGGUUCACUGGGAGUUCGCUGGAUGAUUGGCCAGACUGAGAUCGACAGAGGCUCUAACUAUGGGAAUAAGGAAGCUUGUCUGAACAACUAAAGGGAUUGGGAUCCACUUACUGAACUGUGCUGGUCCAACAAGUACUAAUCUGCUUGAGUGCAGACAGGAUUACUUCAGCCAAAGGUUCCAAGCAGAACUGUAAAGAUCACACAUGCCAGGCAUUUUGAGAACAGCUACCUCUGAAAACAGCUACAUUAUGAUUUCUUUGGGGGGGGGUUGCACUAAAUUAAAUUAGAAUAUUAAGAUAUUGUCACUGUACUUGUCAAUGUCACACAUUUCACUUUCUUUACAAAAAGAUUGGUUUAUUUAUUAAUGUUUGUACAUAGCAAACACUGAAUGAGCAGCAGAGGACCAGAAGUUUGUUUGUGUGUGUGUCUUGUGUUCAGCAGCAGGGAGGGUGAGCAGACCACAUUUCUCCUGUAGCAAUGCUCCAAUCACUGAUACUGUUCAUAUCAGCCCCCUCUUGGAGGCGUCACAACCAACCUGACAUUUACCUUUCAACAAAGAAAAAUACAUUUAAAAUGAGCCUCCUCAUGCAGACGCUUGCCAGACGAUAAGUUAAUUUGAUAAGGUGGAUGUUUUGUGCCAUAAACCAGCAGCUCCAUUCAGUCACAAAUGGUGGCUGGUAUCAUCCCUCUACACAACUGCUCCCUACGGUAAACAAUUUAAAAAGUGCCAUAGAUAUUGCCACCCAACCCUCCUAAAGUAUUCCUCAAUGCCUCUUCUAUGAGAAUAAAUGUAGCAAUAGUUAAAUCACUUUACAAAUAUGGUUUAUACAGAGAAUUAAAGCCAAUUAUUCUUACAGUAUAUAUACAGCAACCCCCCCCCCCCCCCAAAAAAAACCCCUGAACUCAACAAGUUCAGUUAUACUCUGAAAUGAUAGUGUGCAGUUCCUCAGCUUAAAUCCAUGUUCCUUCAGAUGAGUCUUCCUCUUCUGUUCCCAGUUUUCUUUUUGCUGACAUGUACAGUAGUGCUUUAUUUUGUAAACCUGAACACCACAGUGCAGAUCCUGGUCACUCUUCAUCUGUGCAAACCUAAAACAGACAAACCAGCAGCUGAUGGGGCAGAGUUUAGAGCAGCUUUAAUGUUCAACAAGUUGCACCUU